GCGUCACAGGGGAGCACAAACUCUCCUCCUUCCUUCUCCCAAGAGACUAUUCUCAAUUUUCUCCUCCCUUCUUCUGCGACAAUCAAUCACUCAGCUCAGACCUCUAAUGGCGAUUUCUCCCUCGUGAAUUUCUCAGAUCCACACGCUUUGAAACCCUGAUCACGAACCUCCGUAGAAAUGUCUUCUGACAGCGAUGACCUCGACGAGGAUGAGCUCCUCCAGAUCGCCCUGAAGGAGCAGGCCAAUCGGGAUCUCAGCUACCAGAAGCCCUCCGCCGCCGCCGGCCGUAAGCCGGUGGCGAAUUACGUCCAGCCGCCCCAGCAGAAGCCUGCGAGCAAAGCAAGCAGCUACAAUUCCAGCUCGGGCGCGGGGAACAGAGGUAAGGCCGGGAACAGGAACAGCAGAGUAAUGGACGACGACGACGAUUCGGAGGUGGAGAUGCUGAGCAUCUCCAGCGGGGACGAGGACUCGAGCAAGUACUCGCAGAAGACUAGCAGAGCCGGCGGUGCUGCGAGAGGUCCGAAAGAGGAUGAUAGAGCUUGGGAGGGUGGGGAGCCUGCUUUCUGGAAGCACGUGGACGAGUCUGAGCUUGCUCGCAGGGUCCGUGAGAUGAGAGAAACGAGGACAGCCCCUGCAGUACAAAAGUUGGAAAAGACUGCAUCAGCAAUGGGUCGAAAGGGGCUAAACAAUCUGACAUCCUUUCCUCGCGGAAUGGAGUGUAUUGAUCCACUGGGCUUGGGACAAUUUAAUUGUACUGACAGGAUAAUAGACCAGAGAUCCUUAAGAUUGAUCACUGAAUCCUCAGAAAGCUCUCCAACAAACCGCAACAAGGACCAAUUGGAUGGUAGUCUUCAUGAGAAAUUGAUGUAUUUCUCUGAAAAAUUUGAUGCGAAGCUGUUCCUCUCACGGGUACACCAAAGUACAAGUGCGGCAGACCUUGAAGCUGGUUCUCUUGCACUGAAAACUGAUUUUAAAGGACGAACUCAGCAGAGGAAACAGUUGGUCAAGGAUAAUUUUGACUGCUUUGUCUCGUGCAAGACCACAAUUGAUGAUAUUGAGUCAAAGCUGAGACGAAUUGAAGAAGAUCCCGAAGGUACCGGGACUACUCACUUGCAAAAGUGUAUUCAGGGAGUAAAUUCAUUGGCUAGUCGAGCCUUUGAACCUCUUUUUGAGAGACAGGCUCAAGCCGAGAAGAUCAGGUCCGUCCAAGGAAUGCUCCAGAGAUUCCGUACGCUAUUCAAUUUGCCCAGUACAAUACGUGGGAGCAUUAGUAAGGGCGAAUACGACUUAGCAGUUAGGGAGUACAAGAAAGCCAAGUCAAUAGCUCUCCCAUCCCAUGUGGGUAUACUGAAACGUGUCCUUGAAGAGGUGGAGAAAGUGAUGCAUGAGUUUAAAGGCACUCUUUACAAGUCUAUGGAAGAUCCUAAUAUAGACUUGACAGUACUCGAAAACACCGUGAGGUUAUUGUUGGAACUGGAGCCAGAGACUGAUCCUGUCUGGCAUUACUUGAGCAUUCAGAAUCAAAGAAUUCGAGGUUUGCUUGAGAAAUGCACCCUGGACCAUGAAGCGAGGAUGGAGAAUCUACAAAUUGAGUUACGUGAGAAGGCUCUAUUAGAGGCCAAGUGGAGGCAUAUUCAGCAAGAUUUGAAUCAAUUUCCAGAUGGAAUCUCUCAUCUGUCAGUAGAUUCACAACCAACAGAAUUAGCUGGUGAAGAAGUUGAUGCUCUCAGAGGGAAGUACAUCCGUCGGCUAACUGCUGUAAUUGUCAGUCACAUACCAGCUUUCUGGAAAGUAGCACUUUCUGUUUUCAGUGGGAAAUUCGCUAAGUCUUCCCAAGUUUCGGCUGAAACAAACAUUAACAACCCAGCUAGUAAAAGUGAAGAAAAGAUUGGAGAAGGGAAGUACUCUAGCCAUUCGCUUGAUGAAGUUGCAAGCAUGAUACGUCAAACCCUAUCUGCAUAUGAAGCUAAGGUGCACAGUACGUUUCGGGAUCUUGAAGAAUCUAAUAUUCUGCGACCCUACAUGAAUGAUUGCAUAAAGGAAAUAUCUAAAGCAUGUCAAGCUUUUGAAGUAAAAGAAUCAGCUCCAUCUGUUGCAGUUUCAGCACUGCGCAUACUUCAGUCUGAGGUGACUAAGAUUUAUAUACUAAGGCUGUGCUCAUGGAUGAGAUCAACAACCGAGGAGUUAUCUAAGGAAGAAACGUGGGUGCCCGUGUCUAUACUUGAACGGAAUAAGUCACCAUACUCAAUUUCAUAUAUGCCCUUGGUGUUCCAUUCAGUUAUAGUGUCAGCGAUGGAUCAAAUUAGUUCAAUGAUUCAAUCAAUAAAGGUUGAGGCACAGCGGUCAGAAGAUAUGUUUGUGCAACUUCGAGAAAUUCAAGAAUCUGUUAGACUUGCAUUUUUGAAUUGCUUCCUGGAUUUUGCAGGUUAUUUAGAGCGUAUUGGAAGUGAGCUUACCCAAAGCAAAUCCGGAAAAGAAAACUUAUACUUGCAAAAUGGAUAUGCAUAUGAGCCAGAAGAAAAAUUAUCAGCUGAGCUUCCUGGAAAUAUUGCGGAUCCCCAUCAGCAGUUGUUGAUAGUCCUAAGUAAUAUUGGAUAUUGCAAAGACGAACUUUCUCAUGAGUUAUAUCAGAGAUUCAAUCACAUCUGGCAACAAUCUGGGACAAAAGAUGAAGGAGACAGUGACAUACAGGACUUAGUCAUGUGUUUCUCUGGGCUUGAAGAGAAGGUUCUUGAACACUAUACUAUUGCAAAGGCCAACCUAAUUAGGACAGCUGCUGUUAACUAUCUGCUGGAUUCUGGAGUACAGUGGGGAUCUGCUCCUGCAGUCAAGGGCGUGCGAGAUGCAGCUGUGGAAUUAUUGCAUUCUCUAGUGGCUGUUCAUGCUGAGGUUUUUGCUGGGGCUAAGCCUCUAUUGGAUAAGACGCUCGGCAUUCUCGUAGAAGGUCUGAUUGAUACAUUCCUCAGUCUUUUCCAUGAGAACAAAAGUAAAGAUCUAAGGGCACUUGAUGCGAAUGGUUUUUGUCAGCUCAUGCUCGAGCUCGAGUAUUUUGAGAUCAUACUGAAACCAUAUUUUACGAGUGAGGCAAGGGAGUCCUUGAAGUCACUGCAAGGGGUGCUGCUGGAGAAAGCCACAGAGGGUGUGACUGAGGCCGUUGAGAAUCCUGGACAUGCUCGCCGUGCAACUCGUGGGAGUGAAGAGGCUCUUGCUGAUGAAAGACAGCAAGGAGGGAUGAGUGUGUCACCCGAUGACCUAAUAGCUUUUGCCCAGCAAUAUAGCUCCGAGUUGCUUCAGUCAGAGCUUGAGAGAACUCGUAUCAACACGGCAUGCUUUGUGGAGUCAACUCCAUUCGACACAAUGCCAGAACGUGCUAAGCCUGCUCACAUGUCCUUCAGGAGUGGAGCAUCCAUGGAUUCCCCCAGCAGGAAUUUCAGAGGCUCGCAGGCUUCUGCUUCACCGAGUUUCUCACGGCACAGGCGAAGAUGAAGUUCCAGGAUGCACGGGGUUGACAAUACGCAGUAUGCUGAGGCUGAGGAGGUUCGCUCUUAUCGAUUUUGGAUGGCCUUCAGUUUGUAGCUAUGCUUUCUUGGUUUUGACUUGGAUCGAUUGAGUUUUUGUUGUACGAGUUGAUUGAUGUCCUGAAAAGUUUCAUAUUCUUUACUUGGUAAUUAUAUGAUUUGUGAAUAUGAUUCCUUUUCCUGUUUUCCUUCUGGUGAACUUGUAAAGUAUGCAAAUAGAAUGACAUCGUUGUACUUCCAUAAAAUCUCUCCGAUGUCCAACAGGCAGGAAUAUCAUUUUAUUAAGAU
Messenger RNA from Punica granatum (pomegranate), 3806 nucleotides. The record is from RefSeq and is a predicted model, not a curated record. NCBI's taxonomy places the organism in Eukaryota, Viridiplantae, Streptophyta, Magnoliopsida, Myrtales, Lythraceae.